Molecule: messenger RNA, 4126 nt
Organism: Chenopodium quinoa (quinoa)
Lineage: Eukaryota; Viridiplantae; Streptophyta; Magnoliopsida; Caryophyllales; Amaranthaceae
Exons: 11
Coding region: 336-3725 (1129 amino acids)
Biological process (GO): peptidyl-threonine phosphorylation; peptidyl-serine phosphorylation
Molecular function (GO): protein binding; protein serine/threonine kinase activity; ATP binding
Source: RefSeq, a predicted model, not a curated record
AGACAGCGUUUUAUCCCACAAGCUUAGUUUGGGAAAUACUUUUGCCACGAGACCAAUUUGGUAAAUGAUUUGCCAGCUCAAUUUGGUAAAAAGUUUUCCUUUUUCCGUUGCUUUAACUUCAAAUUAAAAAAAUAAAAAUAAAAAAAAUCAAAUUUAAAACAAUGCCCAAACACCGUAUCGUCUCUCACCUUCUAGGGUUUCGAAAGAGCAGCAGCGGUCACAACAACUGCCCUGCUCUCUCACUUCUUCCUUCAUCCAACCUCCAAACCAUGCUUCAAUGGCGGCAGCUUGAUCUCUUCCUCUAACCUCCCUUUUUCUCUCUCCUCCCUUUAACAAUGCAAGACCAAAACCCCCCUGAAACCGAAGCUCAAGCUCCAGAAACCCUAGACUCAGAUAAAAUUCCACCUCCUCCGAUAAAUUCCGGCGCAGAAUCCGAUGAAUUUGACUCAAUUAUCGAUGUUUCCGACAAGGAUUUAGAUCUUCCACUCUCUCUCCUCGACGGCGAUGGUGGGAAGUCGGCGGAAGGGUUGUAUGUGUAUCGUAAUGUGUUCAAUUUGAUACCCAAAUCGUUGGGGAAUUUUGGGGGAACGUUGAAGAAGCUUAAAUUUUUUGCUAAUGAGGUUAAUUUGUUUCCGCAAGAGGUUAGGGAUUUGGUGGAGCUUCAAUGUUUGCAAGUUAAGGUAUCCCCAAUUAGUCUUAUGGGUUUGCCUCUUAGCAAGUUGAAGUCUUUGAAGGAACUCGAGCUUUCGAAAGUGCCACCAAAGCGGUCCGGGUUCCCCAUUAUGGCUGAGAUUUCUGCCCUUAAGUGUUUAACCAAGCUAUCAGUUUGCCAUUUUUCUAUCAGAUACCUUCCUCCUGAAAUUAGCUGCCUGGUUAAUCUGGAGUAUUUGGAUCUGUCAUUCAAUAAGAUGAGAGGUUUACCACAGGAAAUAAGCUCAUUAAAGGCCCUCGUCUCACUCAAAGUUGCUAAUAAUAAGCUAGUUGAGCUACCAGCUGGAUUGUCCACUCUACAAAAAUUGGAGAAUUUAGAUUUAUCCAGGAAUAGGUUGACAUCUCUUGGACUGCUUGAACUUAGCUCGAUGCAAAGCCUUCAGAAGCUGAAUCUUCAGUACAAUAAGCUUCUCAGUUGCGAAAUACCUGCAUGGGUUUGCUGCAAUAUGGAGGGUAAUGGAAGUGGCGUCUGCAGUGAUGACAUUAUCAAUUCUACUGUUGAGAUGGAUGUUUUGGAAGCAACAAUUGAUGACAAUGGAAGCAUUUCUUGUGAUGCAUCUUCUAAUUCUACCUCAUAUCAUGUACCUGGGUCUUCAUUGAUUGAUAGAUGUUUUGGUAAACGGCGAUUAGGUAAGCGGUGGAAGAGAAGGCAAUAUUUACAGCAACGUGCUCGCCAAGAGAGAUUACAUCAUAGCAGAAAAUGGAAAAUUGAAGACCAUGGUGAUACUUUCACUAUCAAAUCUAGUGAAAAGUGCAGAAGUUGCGAACGAGCGCCACUUGCAUCUGACUCUAUUUCUGAGUGUGCUACUGACAUUACUUGUGUUGAGGACCAAUGUAAGCAGUCACUAUAUGGGGAAAAUGAGGGUUGUGCAGAAUUUCUUGAUACCGUUGAUGAUAGUGUGAAAUCAAAGAAGGAAAUUGAUUUGAACAACUCCAAUGAUAUUGAAGACGAGGCCAACAGUGAAGGAGAAAAUGACACUUAUUGCUGUGAUGCUCCAUCAACUUGCAUAUGCAGUUUGGGUGAUAACAUUGAUAAGGCUAAAGAAAGUAUUUCUUCCCCAGUCUCAAAAGCUUCCCACAAGUGUAAAAGGCAGUCAGAUAAAUAUCUUGAUAAUCCAAAGCCCAGAAAGUCUCGGAGAUCAACUGAUGAUCAGGCUGCUACUUCUCGCAUGUAUAAUUUCACAUCUUUCUGUGGUGUUAAGGAUCAUCUACCGGAUGGGUUUUAUGAUGCUGGACGUGAUAGACCUUUUAUGUCACUGAGGGAUUAUGAGCAAAAUUUUGAGAUCCAUUCUCGUGAAGUGAUUCUACUUGACAGGGAAAGGGAUGAAGAACUGGAUGGAAUAUUGUUGUCAGCUCAAGCAAUGGUUCUUCGCUUGAAGAAGUUGACUGGCUUGAGGCUGAGAAGAGACCUGACAGCUGAUGAUAAUUUUCUGGUUGCUUCCUGGCUUGCACUAUUUGUCUCAGAUCAUUUUGGAGGUGGGGACAGGAUUUAUUCCCUUGAUAGAGUUAGAAAAGAUGUUUCUGGUUCGAACUAUCAGAAGCCUUUUGUUUGUACUUGUGCUGUUGGGAAUAGUCAGAAUGGGAUGGUGGCCUCAAAGAAGAAUACUCAUGCUGUGGAAGAUGUUGUUUUACAAGAUAUCUGUGAGAAAUCCCUUCAAACUAUCAAAGCGAGGCGCAAUUCUGUUGUUGUGCCUUUAGGGGCUUUGCAACUUGGUGUAUGUAGACAUAGGGCAGUUCUUAUGAAGUACUUGUGCGAUCGAAUGGAGCCUCCUGUGCCUUGUGAGCUGAUUCGAGGUUACCUGGACUUUUCUCCACAUGCCUGGAAUGCAGUCCUUGUCCAGAAGGGUGGAUUAUGGGUUCGCAUGAUAGUUGAUGCUUGUCGUCCACAUGAUAUACGGGAGGAGAUGGAUCCGGAGUACUUGUGCAGGUACAUUCCGCUCACUCGGAUUAUUUCCCCAAAACUUGCUCCUAGCGAUCCUGUUUCGACUGGUUUUCCUUCGAUCACUGAAUGUGAAGAAAUUGAAAAAGUUGCUUCUAGCUCUCUCAUUUUAUGCAUAGUGGGAUCAGUUGAAGCUGCAGCAAAGGUCCGUACUUUAGAGGUAUCCGCAAUUGCCCUGGAUGAAAUCAGGAAUUUUGAAUUUACCUGCAUAGGGGAAGUAAGAAUUUUGAGUGCUCUAAAGAAAAACCCAUGCAUAGUUGAGAUUUAUGGGCAUAAGAUUUCUUCAGACUGGAUACCUGCAUCUUCAUCUGAUGAAAAGCCUGAGCGUCGUAUGCUUCGUUCUGCGAUUUUUAUGGAAUAUGUUGGAGGGGGCUCUCUGAAGAAUUACAUAGAGAAGCUGUUGAAAACUGGCAAGAAGCAUGUACCUGCUCAUCUUGCUUUGUGCAUUGCUAGAGAUGUUUCAUGUGCACUGAAGGAGUUGCAUUCCAAGCACAUUAUUCAUCGUGACAUCAAGAGCGAGAAUAUUCUAAUUGAUUUGGAUCAGAAGAGAGCUGAUGGAAUGCCUGUUAUCAAGCUUUCUGACUUUGACAGAGCCGUUCCUCUUCGAUCCUCCUUGCAUACAUGUUGUAUUUCCCAUGUAGGUAUACCUCCACCUGAUAUGUGUGUUGGAACACCCCGCUGGAUGGCUCCCGAGGUAUUGCAGGCAAUGCAUGAACGUAAAACCUAUGGCCUGGAAGUUGAUAUUUGGUCCUAUGGAUGCUUGCUCUUGGAAUUGUUAACCUUGCAAAUCCCAUAUUCAGGAUUACCUGACUCAAACAUUCACGAUCUUUUACAAAAUGGCAAGAGACCCCUAUUAAAUGGUGAAAUUGAAAAGCUGGGGUCGUUGGAGCAACAUUCCGGAUUAAAUUCUUGUACAGAAAUUGAGGGAGAAGACAGCGAAUUGGAGGGUUUGAGAUUCUUGGUAGAUCUGUUCCAUCAAUGCACAAAUGGGAAUCCUGAUGAGCGCCCAACAGCUGAAGAUAUUUAUGAUAUGCUGCUCGCAAAGACUAGUUCUUUCACUGCUGCUGCCAAUUAGGUAUAAUAAUGUACCUUUGUAAUCUAGAUUUAUAUUUGGCAUCACAAAUUUUGUAGACGUAGGAUAAAGGGAGCUACAACGUUGUGUCCGGGAUCAGAAGUUCUUGUCACUUCAAUGAUAUCAUUUAUUUAGAAUUCUAGGCUGUUGUUUAAUUCCGUUUUUCUAUUUAUUGGAAGUUAUCUUAAGCUGUAGUUCCCAUUAAUAACAAUAAAUAUUAUUGUAGUUGUAUUUGUAUUCGUGUAACAAUAAGUGUUACUCCGUAUUGUGUCGAUAGUGAAUUUUCAUUAUGUUUACACCAGUACUAGGUUGAUAGUUUUCAUUAUUGUUUCAGACCUAAUGUAAUAUACUAUGUAUAAGCUGAUUUGAGUUUCUAUGUCAUAUCCUUUCUUUUGGAAGUUCUA